AUGAAGGUCUUUGACAAGUUCGGGGGUACAAGCAAGCGCAAGGCGGACGAGAUCGCCUCCGGUGGUGAAGAAGACGAAGUGCUUCUCGUCGACUUGACUGGCGAAGAGGCGGAAACGCCUGAGCCGUUCAAGGCAGUGCUAGCGGCCUCGAGUCGGAUGAAGCGACCCGAAGGUCAAGCAGAACUCGAGCGUAUUGUAGCUCAAGGGAUGUUGGAAGGUGCUCUCCAAACGUUGAGGUCGUUGGAGGCUGUUGAGCAAUUGUUGCGUGAACGCCGCGAAGAAGAAGCGGCGCGGAAGCUAAACAGGCGGAGCAGGCUGCUCAAGAAGAGAAGCGUCGAUUCCGCAAAGUUGAAGCAGCAGCAUGGACGCAAAGUGCGGAAUUGUCCGGUGCUGUGGCGACGACGUGAAAGUUUGAAGAGCCUGGACGAUGACGACUCGAGCGAAGCGUUCGGUAUGGGCGGCGUUGGCGAGGCAACGUUCGAUUGCAUGUGCGACUCCACGAGCGACGCCGAUGUCGUCGACGACAUUGAAUUGGGUGUUCAACGCCAACGCGUAUUUGGCAGAGUUCGGGCGAACCCAUGA
Messenger RNA from Aphanomyces invadans, 582 nucleotides. RefSeq lists its product as hypothetical. The record is from RefSeq and is a predicted model, not a curated record. The transcript has 3 exons. NCBI's taxonomy places the organism in Eukaryota, Oomycota, Saprolegniomycetes, Saprolegniales, Verrucalvaceae. The coding region runs from base 1 to 582 and encodes 193 amino acids.